AUGUUGCAAGUCGUUUGCACAGCAGGGAUCUUACUGGGGAUCAUCUCCCACCUUCUGAUCUUUAAGCAUGGCGAAUGGGAACGAUAUACACCCACUCUGACGGCGCUCUACGCCUUCGCUAUUGGUCUACUGAGCCCGGCUGUGACCCUUACAUUGACGGUGCUAUCCAUUCCCAGCACAUUGUUGCUUGUGUCCGCUUUCUGGGUCAGCUACAUGACUGGGCUCUUCGGAAGCAUCGGGCUCUACCGCGGUUGGCUCCACCCUCUUAGGGAUUUCCCUGGUCCUUUAGCUUGGAGAUUGACCGCACUCUGGUCCAUCAAGGUCUCUGUUCCUGAAUUCAAAUUUCCUGUAAAGGUACAACAACUUCAUGAGGAGCAUGGGGAUUUUGUUCGCAUUCGGCCUCGAGAAAUCUCAAUCAACCAUGCAGAUGCUAUCCGUGAUAUUCAUGGCCCAGGCACUGUCUGUGUCAAAGGCCCAUUCUAUGACCUAAAUUACCCCUUCAGAUCUCUGCAGAUGCUCCGCGACAAAGGUGAUCAUGCCAGAAGACGGAGAAUUUGGGAUCGCGGACUUGGUAUUAAGGCUCUGACCACAUACGAGCCUAAAAUACUCGGCCACUGCGCAGACCUCAUAAAUCAACUGAUCGCGAGAUCGCGAAACGGCAAGCCCAUCGAAAUCGGUACGUGGAUGAACUAUUUCGGUUUCGACGUCAUCGGUGACGUUGCGUUCAGCAAACCAUUUGACAUGGUCAAAGAUGGAAAGGCGGCACAAAUUCUUGAAACAUUCGAGAUGUCAAGGCCGAUAGCGGGGAGCCUCGUCUGUGUUCCCUGGACGUUCAUUCUUUUGAAAAGACUCCCUGUAUUGCGCGAUGUAUGGUCGGCACGGGUAAAAGACCACUCGCGCAAGGUUGUAGAAAGAAUGAAGCUGGGAACAGCCUGCAAGGAUCUCUUCUCCUACCUCCUCGACGACUCCCCAGGCUCACCGGCCACCUCUGACCCGUUCGUUUUCCCCGAAUUCUCCGUCCCCGGCGACCUCGUGUGCGACUCCGAGCUAGCCAUCACAGCCGGCAGUGACACGGUCGCAGCAACCCUCACCGCCCUCAUCUACAUCCUCGCUACCCACCCAGACAAGCAAGCCCUCCUCCAGCAAGAACUCGACACCCUCCUCACGGGCAUCGACGACAUCUCCUAUCAAAAAUUGUCUAUCCCCAACGGCUCCCCGAUGCUCGAAGGUGUUAUUCUUGAAACCCUCCGGUUAUACCCCGGGGCGCCGGGUGGAAUGCAACGCAUGACGCCUCCCGAGGGUGCACGCAUUGCUGGCAGAUGGAUUCCUGGCAACACACUCGUGUCUACACCGACAUAUACCCUGCAUCGAGACCCGCGAAACUUCGAGCACCCAACCACCUUCAUCCCCGAGCGCUGGUCCCCCGCCGCCGCAAACCUAAUCAAGCACAAAGAAGCCUUCAACCCCUUCUUGAUCGGCGCCAACUCGUGCGCGGGAAAGGCCAUGGCGCUCAUGGAGCUGCGCCUCGUGACCGCCCUGAUUUUCCGCACGUUCACGGUCCGGUUGCAUGCGGUGGCUACGGGAAAAACUACUUCUACUUCUACUUCUACUUCUACUACUACUACUAUUAACAAUAAUGCCAAUACCAAUAAUGCUAAUGCUGCAAGACAAAAGGAGAGCAGUCAUGAUACAGCCACGCUGCAGCAAUCGCCGCUGUCGUAUUUCGACGAGCAGGAACCGGGCUGGAGGGAUUAUUUCACGGCUAAGCCGCCGCCGUUUGAGGUUUUGUUGGAGAGGAGGGCGUAG
This is a messenger RNA of Histoplasma capsulatum G186AR, 1806 nucleotides long. RefSeq names its product benzoate 4-monooxygenase cytochrome P450. NCBI's taxonomy places the organism in Eukaryota, Fungi, Ascomycota, Eurotiomycetes, Onygenales, Ajellomycetaceae. Bases 1 to 1806 code for a protein of 601 amino acids. The record is from RefSeq and is a predicted model, not a curated record. Gene Ontology annotation, molecular function: monooxygenase activity; heme binding; iron ion binding. The transcript is spliced from 5 exons.